AUGGCUGCUCUCAACCAAUACGCUGUUCUCAAAGAAAAGUUUGAAAAGGCCGGCCAGAGUCAGGUCCUACAUUUCUGGCCACAGCUCUCCGAAGCCGACCAAGUGAAGCUUGCAAACCAGCUUGCAGCACUCGAUAUUGAGCGCGUCAACCGGGUAUUCGCAAAAGCGAUCCAAAGUGAGAAAGACGCGCAGGAUUCUUCUCAAGAUGAUAUUGCGCCACCCCCGAGCGAUUCAUACGACAGUAUCCUAGGGAGUGCAGGGAAGGAGGCUGAAUACAGGAAGAUUGGUCUCCAGGCGAUCUCUGAGGGCAAGGUGGGCGUCUUGCUCAUGGCAGGCGGGCAAGGCACGAGGCUGGGUAGUUCGGAUCCGAAAGGGUGUUACGAUAUCGGCCUGCCGAGCCACAAAAGCUUGUUCCAAUAUCAAGCCGAGCGUAUUGCAAGACUCGAGGUUCUUGCAGGCGAACAAGCUGGCUCAAAGGUCACGAUCCCGUGGUAUGUCAUGACCAGUGGACCCACCCGCAAGGCAACCGAAGCAUUCUUCUCUCACAACAAGUUCUUUGGCCUUGACCCAUCUCAAGUAAUCUUUUUCGAGCAGGGUACCUUGCCAUGUCUUGACAAUGACGGGAAGGUCUUGCUCGACUCGCCGUCUUCAGUUGCGGUCGCUCCAGAUGGGAACGGUGGGCUGUACGCCGCUUUACGCAGUCCCAUCUCUCCCGAAACCAGUACAACCGUCCUCUCCGAUCUUGCCGCUCGUAAAAUUGAGUACAUCCACGCUUACUGUGUCGACAACUGCCUCGUCCGCGUGGCCGAUCCUGUGUUCCUCGGUUUCUCAAUUCACAAGGGCGCGGACUGUGCUGCCAAGGUCGUUCCAAAGUCCUCUCCUAACGAGUCUGUUGGAGUUGUAGCCCGCAAAUCUGGUCGCUUCAGCGUAGUCGAAUAUUCAGAGAUUUCCAAGGAGCAAGCUGAACGUCGCGACGCAGAUGGACAACUAUCGUUCCGCGCAGGGAAUAUUGCAAAUCACUUCUAUACCACCGCAUUCCUGAACCGUGUGGCAGAGUUUGAGGAACAAAUGGCGUUCCACAUCGCACGCAAGAAGAUUCCCCACAUUGACCUUGAGACCGGCGAAUUCCGUAAGCCAAGCAAACCGAACGGAAUGAAGCUCGAGUUGUUCGUAUUCGAUGUCUUCCCGUUCACGGAGUCUAUGGUUGUUCUCGAAGUCGAUAGGAAAGAAGAGUUUAGUCCACUCAAAAAUGCACCUGGGACCGGCAGUGACGACCCCGGGACCAGCCGAGCGGACCUCUUGGCUCAGCAGCGACGAUUCUUGGAGAAGGCUGGAGCGACAGUCGGAGAUGGGGUAGAAAUCGAGGUCAGUCCCAAGGUUAGUUACGCGGGAGAGGGAUUGGAGGAAGUCAAGGGCAAGACUUUCUCUCGUAGCGGGUUGGUUGAGAACGUACAUGAGUUGGACACUCUUGUCUAA
Messenger RNA from Rhizoctonia solani, 1476 nucleotides. Its product is annotated as UTP--glucose-1-phosphate uridylyltransferase. The coding region runs from base 1 to 1476 and encodes 491 amino acids. Lineage: Eukaryota; Fungi; Basidiomycota; Agaricomycetes; Cantharellales; Ceratobasidiaceae. Gene Ontology annotation, molecular function: UDP-N-acetylglucosamine diphosphorylase activity. Gene Ontology annotation, biological process: UDP-N-acetylglucosamine biosynthetic process. The record is from RefSeq and is a predicted model, not a curated record. The transcript is spliced from 2 exons.